Molecule: messenger RNA, 1824 nt
Organism: Colias croceus (clouded yellow)
Lineage: Eukaryota; Metazoa; Arthropoda; Insecta; Lepidoptera; Pieridae
Product: zinc finger protein 431-like
Exons: 6
Coding region: 79-1806 (575 amino acids)
Biological process (GO): regulation of transcription by RNA polymerase II
Cellular component (GO): nucleus
Molecular function (GO): RNA polymerase II transcription regulatory region sequence-specific DNA binding; zinc ion binding; DNA-binding transcription factor activity, RNA polymerase II-specific
Source: RefSeq, a predicted model, not a curated record
CCUACUAUUUUAUUUUCUAUUGAUUAUUUUAGGUAUUUAUAUAAUUAUAAAUUAUAAUACUAUUAUUUUAUGUAAGCAAUGGAUAAAGAUACAAUGAAAAAGUGUAAAUGUUGUUUAGACGAAGACGGGUUAUUGAAUUUAUGGGAAGAAUAUAAAAGCUAUGGAGAGAGUAUCAUUUAUGGAGAUAUGUUAAAAGAAUGUUUCUCUUUACCUAUAGAAAAACCUAUGAAAAAUGAACAAGAAUAUAUCUGUGAAUCCUGCAUCAGUCGGCUCACAGAUGCAAGUAAUUUUAAGAAGGAAAUACUAUCUUCUGAUAUAUUAUUGAAGACUUUGAAUAAAGAAAUAACAGAACCACAAUUGAAACAAGAAACAGAAUCAGACGUUGAGAUAAAAACAGAAUAUCUGGACAUUGAGUAUCUGCUAGAUGAUGAUUGUAAAGACAUAUGUGAUGCUGUGUUCAGCGAUGAUGAAGAUAAUGUGGAAAUGGAAACGAAACUAGACGCAUCCAAAAAGCCAUGUACAUACAUACAAAAAGACUUGGAUAGUUGUAUAAACGAUAUUCAGGGAAAUCAAGCUAUAGUUGAUGAUACUGCGUCUUUGUAUAAUAUGCCAGUGCAUGCUGUGAAGAAUGAAUUGAAAAAUAAUUCAUAUACUGAGUCUAGCGCGAAGAAAUCAAGGCGUAUAUUUUCAGAUAUGGAUAUAGAUGAUAAGCCAAAAGACACCAAAACCGCCAAAAAAUUGACAAAUCGCAUCCUUUCCGACCCAAUUGGGGAUUUGACAGAAGAGCAAACAUUCCUAAACUACAUGAACACAUAUUCCAACGCGACACCACUAAAAGGCUACAACGGCAGAGCGUACGAAUGCAACUUUUGCGAUAACCAAUACGAACACCCGGCAGAUUUGAAAGCACAUACAAGAAAAGCGCACAAGAAAUCCAAACUUCAAGCGCUCGACGUUUUGACAGCUGGCGCCAAAAUGGACGUCACCGAUUUGACAUGUCUCAUCUGUCAUACAGAACUCAACUUGAUCACAGAUCUCAGCGAACAUUUGAAAAAACAACACAAGAAAAUGUUCAAUGAAACAAUAGUGAAUUAUCUGGUGCCGUUCAAAUUUAAUACAGACGAGUUGAAAUGUGCUAUUUGUGAGGAAACGUUCCUAUAUUUUAAACUCGUGUACGAACACAUGAAGAAACACAUACGGAAUUUUGAGUGUGAAUUGUGCGGGCAAGGGUUUAUAACACGGCGGACUUUGAGCGCCCAUAUCCGUCGUCAUGGCAACGGAGAAUACACAUGCAGUUACUGCUCUAAAGUGUUCUUUACGAAAACGCGAGUGAGAGAUCACCAAAACCAAGUGCACUUUAAAGUGAAACGGAAUAAGUGCGCGUACUGCGAUGAGAAAUUUAACGAUUUAGCGAAGAAGAAAAAACAUGAGUGUGAUGUACAUGGCGCGAAGAAGCAGACGUUUACAUGUCAGGCCUGUGAACGGCAGUUUCAAAGUCAGAAAUCGCUUGCUUGUCAUAUAAAGGAGUAUCAUUUGAUGAUAAAAAAUCAUAAGUGUAGUGUAUGUGAGCAGAGUUUUGUCACGCCCCUAGCUUUGCGGGAACACAUGGUUAAGCACACAAGAGCGAGGGAUUUUAUAUGCAAAGUGUGUAACAAGGGCUUCAGCAGGCGCUAUACAUUAGUUGAACACAUGCGAAUACACAUGAACGAUAGACGGUUUAAAUGUGAAUUGUGUGAUAGUGCGUUUAUUCAGAAGUGCAGUUUGAGGAACCAUAUUGCGUCGAAACAUCCCCAUGUUGAAGUUUAAAUAUAUGCUGUUCGGUUU